ACAAAUCUGACACACAAUGAGGCAUUUUAUGUGCAUCACUACACCAAGCAUCUUAGCUAUUCGCUCGACUGUACAGAUGCUAUGCCCCAGUUCAUACUGAAAAUACCAACCGAACUGGAGCACUGCUGUAUCCUUCGCUAUGCAGUGUUUGCGUGUGCCGCUCGGCACCGUGGAGACAACAAAUCUGCUGAACAUGUACAUCAGCGAUGUAUUAAACUACUCGUCAGGCGCCUUGGAAAAACUCCUAUGACCCAUCACAACAAGCUCUUGUGCGCCAUAGAUAUUCUGUGCAUAUACGAACAGCUC
Molecule: messenger RNA, 306 nt
Organism: Boeremia exigua
Lineage: Eukaryota; Fungi; Ascomycota; Dothideomycetes; Pleosporales; Didymellaceae
Exons: 1
Source: RefSeq, a predicted model, not a curated record